AUGCAAAACGACGCCGGCGAUUUCGUGGACCUGUUCGUGCCACGGAAAUGCUCCGCAAGCAACCGCAUUAUUGGUGCCAAGGACCACGCAUCCAUCCAGAUGAAUGUGGCCGAGGUUGACAGGGUCACAGGCUGGUUUAAUGGCCAGUUUAAAAUCUAUGCUAUCUGUGGGGCCAUUCGAAGGAUGGAUGAAUCAGAUGACUCUAUUCUUUGAUUGGCUAAGGCCGAUGGAAUUGUCUCAAAGAACUUUUGACCAGAAGAGAUCGGGGGAUAUUUGUCAUAAAUAAAAGUGAGAAAGUAAAA
Onychomys torridus (southern grasshopper mouse) is the source of this 302-nucleotide messenger RNA. RefSeq names its product 40S ribosomal protein S21-like. Bases 1 to 213 code for a protein of 70 amino acids. The transcript has a single exon. Gene Ontology annotation, molecular function: structural constituent of ribosome. Gene Ontology annotation, biological process: endonucleolytic cleavage in ITS1 to separate SSU-rRNA from 5.8S rRNA and LSU-rRNA from tricistronic rRNA transcript (SSU-rRNA, 5.8S rRNA, LSU-rRNA); endonucleolytic cleavage to generate mature 3'-end of SSU-rRNA from (SSU-rRNA, 5.8S rRNA, LSU-rRNA); translation. Gene Ontology annotation, cellular component: cytosolic small ribosomal subunit; ribosome. The record is from RefSeq and is a predicted model, not a curated record. Lineage: Eukaryota; Metazoa; Chordata; Mammalia; Rodentia; Cricetidae.